This is a messenger RNA of Didymella exigua CBS 183.55, 900 nucleotides long. RefSeq lists its product as uncharacterized. Bases 1 to 900 code for a protein of 299 amino acids. The transcript is spliced from 4 exons. Lineage: Eukaryota; Fungi; Ascomycota; Dothideomycetes; Pleosporales; Didymellaceae. The record is from RefSeq and is a predicted model, not a curated record.
AUGGCUCCACACGAGACUCGCAGCUCGACAAACAAAGAUGUAUCUGAUCAUGAGUCUGUAAAAAAGAACUCGGAACGAGUGAUUGAAGGCAAUUUGAAGGAAGAAGCGAGCGAUGAGACAUCAGCAAGCACAGGUAACAAGCUAAAGAAGAGCCCGCUUCCAGAAACUGCCCAGAAGGCCACCAAAGCCACGAAAUUCGAGCAAGCAACAAAGACGCAUGGCCAACAGCCCACCAAGAGUAGUGCAUCGUCCGACCAAGUCAUAAGAUUCCUGCUGUGCGAUACAGCCACCUAUGCUCAACUCCUGAGCCCCUUCGUAGAGCUCGUCUGUGCCGUUAUACUAUCACGACCUAUUUCGAAUCGUCUGGGUUUGUGCACAAUCCGUACCGUUCUUAACUCACCCUACGAAUUCACGGACGCAGACACCAUCAGAGCCGCGGGCGCUGAGAUAAUCUAUCAAUCCCGAAAUGAUGCGCGCACGCAGCACAGAGGCAAGACGACCGAGGAGAUCGAGCUCAUUGCGGUGGUUAUACAGAGCAAUGACUGGCACAACGAUCUCGAGAAGAUACGCAAGCAGACCAAGAAUUCAGUCGAUGAGGAGCGAGACAGGCGUAAUAUCUUCUACCGCCGCAUCCAGCGGUUUUGGGACGAAGCUUAUCCAUUUAUUGAUGCAAGGACGGCAGAUUCGCUUGAGAAGUUGGGGCUGCCAAACGAUCCUGAUGAGAUUGUCGAGCGGAUUGAGAAGAAUUGGCAGGAUUUGAAAUUCGAUAACAGCGAAGAAUUUGGUGAGGAGGACAGGAAGCGACGGGCUUUUGUACUGCUCCUCGAGAGAUCCGUGGGUGCGGACCUUGAGAAGAAAAUUGAGGAUGUUCUCGCGCGAGGAGCAGGAGGACGGACGUGA